CUCCAUCGUGCUCAUCAUCAACUCGGGGUAGCCCAUCUGCGUGGCUAUAUCCGCCUUGCACCAAGCACUUGUAGCCUUUUAAACUGGCAAGGCGCCGACAACCCCCCAUCCAGAAACCACAAUCACUCCCAACCUUCCGCGCACAACUUUCGACGCGUGCCAAACCCAACCCGAAACAUAGCACCUCGACAUUACAUUCGUCCCCACCACCACCACCAACAACACCAUGCCCUCUCGCCAGUCCGACAUGGCGCAGCAGGGCUUCAAGGUCAACUCGGUCAAGGCGGCCAACGGCGAGACGGUGCACGUGAACGACCACGUCUACAUCUCCCUCCCUUGGUCUGACCGUGACGGCACCCCAUACAACAUUGCGCGGAUACUCGAGUUCGUGCCCCCCGCCAACAAGGACCACCGGAAGGCGGCCCGCGGACACGCCAACGAGCUCCAUGUCCGCCUGGCAAUCUACUACAGGCCCAGCGAUGUCGUUGGCCGCAACGUCUCCGACUUCCGGCUCUUAUACGCCGCGAUCCAUACCAUGAUCGAACCCGUCAGCGUCAUCCGUGGGCGCUGCUACGUGCGGCACAAGGACAAGAUCGACGACCUGAUCAAGUGGAAGCAUACCCCGGACCACUUCUACUUUAACAAGUUCUACGACCCCUACAUCAAGCGCGAGUACGAGGUGCUGCGCACGGCCGCAGUGAACAACAUCCCGCCAAAUGUCAAGGAGGUGCUCCUCCAACGCUACGAGUACCUCUUGUGCGAGAAGGAGAUGGUGUCCGACCUCCUGGAUGCAUACCGCAGCUGUGCGGUCUGUAACCAGUGGGCCUCUAGCCAGACGAGUGUGCGGUGCGAACUCUGCAAGCAGUUCUACCACAUGCAGUGCCUCACGCCACCGCUGUCAGCCAAGCCAGCAAAAGGCUACUCUUGGGGUUGCCAGGCAUGCACGGUGCAGAGGAGGAAGGAUGUAGAGUCUGAAAAGUACCGCUUCGUCAGCAACGGUGGCUCUGCCCCACCACGCGGCGGAAAGGUCGCAGCGGCUGCCAAGGCUGCGGCGAGGAAGGAGCGGCUCGCAAGCAACGACCAACCCGACGUCAUGUUCCGUUUCUGGCCAUGGCGAUACUUUGGUCUGUACACAAGAGCAGAGGACACGCUCAGUGCCGAAGACCUCAUCUUCCCCCGCGCAGUCACACGUGUCGGGACAAAGUACCAGGCCAAUGUGCUCUCAUGGGAAGAGCAGCAGGAGGCCGAGGCGCGCCACGAUGCGCAGGUCGAUCAGGCGGGGCCAUCAAGACUGAGCCUGGAACGAGGCUACGACCCAGGAGAGAAGAAGCACGAGUCGACGCUCGAGGUGUGGUGCACGCCAAGUGAUGAACUCGACGCCUUUAUGGACGAGGUCCGCAAACUCAAGCACCUGCCCGUACCAUCAUACGACGUCAGGCUGCUGAACAGGGCUGCCUUGCUGUUUACCACUGUUGGCCGAGACAAGGCCCUGCAGGCUGUCAAGUCUCUAAAGUAUGCCGACUUCGACCCUAUUAUUUGGGAGGAUGAAGAAAUCGCAGUCUUUGAGGAGCAACUGGAGAGGAAUGGCGGUCUCGACGCCUGGGCGACCAGCAAGGCGCUCGGCAAGACACCAGCUGAGGUGCUCAAAUUCUCGUACAUGUGGAAGAACAAGAAGCUCAAGACGGAGAACGAACUCAUCCGCCAGCACCGUAAAGUACACGCGGUCCACGCGAGGAACAACAGCAAGACGCUCGGAGCACCUUCACUGGGCAAGAUUCGCUCACGCGCCGAGUCUGAAGCAUCCGACGACGCCGUUUCGCUCUAUGGCGCAGCGUACGUCAGCACCAACAAGAUGCAAUGCGCGACAUGCUCGACGCGAAUGUCGAAUGUGUGGUGGCGCUGCCCGCGCUCUGUGCAGGGCACGGCGAUGUGCGAGGCAUGCGGCUCCAACUACAGGAAGUACGGCGUCAUCACGUUUACCAAGGCCGAGGAUGCCAAGAUUAUCCCCAAGAAGGAGCCCAGAGGCACCAAGCGCAAGGCGGGAGACACUGCAAGUGGCGCUUCGACACCGGUGCCCACAGGUCCGCCGAAACUCCCCCCAUGUUCCUCGUGCAAGAAGAUGGAGCCCAAGGCUGCCAUGGCGCGCUGCAAGACUUGCACGUACUCUGUCCACUCUACAUGCUACGGCAUCCCCCCAGAGGCCAUGGGCCCGAACUGGGAGUGCGAGCUGUGUGCCAACGUCCGCACAGAGGAGACCAACCUCGAGCCACGCUGCGUCCUGUGCCCGAAGGACACGUCGCUCCUCGUCGCCAAGACGAAGAGCAAGAAGCCACCAGCCGACUUUGACUUGCUCGCGGCACUCAAGCCGACGGAGGGAUGCCGCUGGGCACACGUCCUCUGCGCGACAUGUAUCCCCGAGGUGCGGUUCUCCAGCAGCGUGACGUUCAAGAACGUCGAGGGGAUCAGCGCGGUCUCAGACGAAAAGUGGCACUCUGUGUGCAACCUCUGCGCGCAGACGGAUGGCGCGACUAUGCCGUGCUCUGACUGCGGGCUAGAGUACCACCCCUCGUGCGCGUACCAGGCGGGUCACCGCAUCGGUUUCGAGUUCAGCCUCGUCAAGCCCGGCCGCCGUGACGCGGUCCCCAUCGCCAAGUUCAAGGACGCGGCGGGUGUCAUGACCCCCGGGAUCUGGUGCAAGGGGCACGACUUGGACGGCCGGGGCAUUGUCGACCUUUUCGAGAUGGACCCCGAACAGAACGAGAACGCGCUCCAGAUCUACACGGGCCUGUACAAGACCAUCGCAGCAGGCGAUGCGUUCCCGCUCCUUCGCAAGGCACGCCGCCUGGACCGUUUUGAGCCCGAGCCAACGCCGGUGCUGGCCGCAUACACAUGCUCCAGCUGCUCGAUCGACGUCUCGCCACGCUGGCACGCGGACGCCACGGGCGUCAAGUGCCACCAGUGCUACUUUGCCUCGAUGCCCGUUACUGCAUAGUUAGCGUAAAUGACUGUUGUACUGUAUGCACUCGCUUGACUAGUAGGAGAGUAAAAA
Messenger RNA from Vanrija pseudolonga, 3049 nucleotides. It is a transcript of the gene snt2, whose product is annotated as Lid2 complex component snt2. Gene Ontology annotation, biological process: histone catabolic process. Gene Ontology annotation, molecular function: chromatin binding; ubiquitin-protein transferase activity. The transcript has 12 exons. Lineage: Eukaryota; Fungi; Basidiomycota; Tremellomycetes; Trichosporonales; Trichosporonaceae. The record is from RefSeq and is a predicted model, not a curated record. Gene Ontology annotation, cellular component: Lid2 complex. Bases 227 to 2992 code for a protein of 921 amino acids.